Leptopilina boulardi is the source of this 4656-nucleotide messenger RNA. RefSeq lists its product as uncharacterized. The transcript has 7 exons. Gene Ontology annotation, cellular component: nucleus; cytoplasm; spindle pole centrosome. Lineage: Eukaryota; Metazoa; Arthropoda; Insecta; Hymenoptera; Figitidae. The record is from RefSeq and is a predicted model, not a curated record. Gene Ontology annotation, molecular function: microtubule binding. Gene Ontology annotation, biological process: chromosome segregation; kinetochore assembly; signaling. Bases 168 to 4397 code for a protein of 1409 amino acids.
GAGCGAAUUUUGCCGUUAAACAUAGCCGGUUAGUUACGCGUUCUCAAUGUUCCAUGAUCAGAUUAUGUGAGAAGUGAAACUAUUUUAUGUACAUUUAGAUGUGUUUUAAGUGAAAAAUUUUAUAUAUUAAAUAUUCCCAAAAGUGUAUUAUAUAUAUUUGAAGUAAAAUGGCUGAUCGGAGGAAGAAAUAUAAACAGAAAGGUGAUAAUUUUGGUGACUUAGAAUUAAGUCGCAUCAGUCGUGUUGAAAAACAAGAUCAACGAAGGAAAGAAAUUCGUUCUCAAAAUUUUUCACGACUCAGACCUUUGGAGGAAAUUACACAAUCACAGACUCCUGGAAAAUCAGACUCUCAAAUAACACGAAACGAAAAACUUGAAAAAUGGAAGAAGCAAAAGGAAUUAAAGAAAAAAACUGAGAAAAAAGUAGUGAAAAAGCCACCCUUUAAAGUGGGAAUCGUUCAUCAUAAAAUAUAUUCUCCACCAACUUAUAACUCUGCCCUUCCAAGUUGUUCUCACUGGAAUACAAAUUCUCAGCCAAAAUCCAAAAUUCCACAGACAAAUACCAAAAUUCCACAGACAAAUACCACAUCAAUAAAAAGAAUUACUCGCGUCACAGAAAAACGUCUUGCGGCAAAAGCUGCAAAAACAGCUGCUGAGGCAGCAAAAAAUUCAUUUGCCCCUCCAAAUUAUAAAUUUAAACCACCACCGGGCUUAGCCAAUAUUCCCAUAUUUGGACGCGUGAGAAAAGGAAGCAUGGAUGUGUCUACAUUAUCCUGGAUUGAGAAAAAAGCAUCAAUUAAACCUGCAGUCAGUACUUAUACGCCAAUUCAACGAAAAAAAUCAAAGUCACUUUCUCAUGAUUCACCGCAAAAAAAUAAAAAACUAAAAAUUAGUUUCAGCGACCAAGUUAAAAAUUCACCUAAAAAAACGAGACUUUCAAAAUCUCGUGAAAAAUUAAAUUCUAAUUCGUCUAAUUCAUCAUCGUUACCAACAUCUUGUGAUGAUGCAGAAGUUUUCGAUUCCGAAAUUGAAGAUCCAGUCGAAGAAGAAAUGGAAAAUUCACCUGCAUUUACAAAUAUUGUAGAACCAUUAGAAACGAGUAUUUCUCCAAUUAAAUCAAGUGAAUCAUUCACUAAAUCUCCAUCAAAUAAAUCACAAAUUGAAUUAGAACAAGAGUCAGUUAAUUAUUCCCUGAAAUUGCAGGUAUCAGAUUUAUCAGAUCAUCAUAAUAAUAGUUUAAGCAAAAAUGAAUUAAAUAAUCGUUCAUUACAAAAGCAGGCCAAAAAUUUAGAAUCAGUUAAUGAGGUAAAUAAUUUUAAACCAAUUGAACAAUAUAAUUCACAAGAUUAUUCAUUAAAAUUACAGUCGACAGAAUUAUCAAAUCUGAAUAAUUCUAAAGCAAAUGAACAAGAAUUGGAGAAAAUAAUAAAUUUAUCAUCGGAACUUUCUGACAAAUCAUUUAAUGAUACACAAAAUGUGGCAAUUUAUUCGCCAUAUGUUGUCACAAGACGUGGAAAGAAGGAAGCAAGAAAAGAGCAACAACUUCGUCGAGGAUUUAAUCAUUCACUUGAAGAAAUUCCCACCAAGGAAACAGUUAUGCAAAAUUUGAAUAUAUCCAUUGAUGAGGAAAAGAGGACAUCACAAUAUUUUAGAUGUCUUCUUGAAAGUGAAACAAAUCGACUCAGUGAACAGUGCAAUAGUUGGGAUGAGAUAAUUUUAAAUGAAAAUCCACCCGAAGAAGUAAAAGAAAUUAUCGAACAAGCUAUUGGACAAACGAGAUUAUUGUUGAGAAGUAAAUUCAUGCAAUUCGAUGGUCUUGUUCGUCAAUGUGAAGAAGGUCACGAGGGUCAUCUUGUAACGUGCAAAGAUCUACAAGGAUUUUGGGAUAUGAUGAAUGUGACUGUUAAAAAUUGUGAGGCACGUUUUGAAAAAGUCAAAGAAAUCAAGGAAAAUGGAUGGGUGGAAAAUGUGAAAAUAAUUCCAACUAAAAAGCGACUUCCAUUGAAGAAAAAAUCGCCUAAAAAGAAAUCACCAAAUAAAAAAGCACCAGUAAAAAGUAAUUUGCGCGCUAUGAUUUUGGCAGCAAGACAAAAGAAAAAGGAGAUAGAGGAAAAUUCAGAGGAAAAACCCAAUGAUGAGCAAGUGAUGGAAAUUUGGAAGAAUGUCGUGAAAGAAAGUCCAACGAAUGUGACAACAUCAACUCGUAGACUUUCAAUUGCACCUCAGCCAGCUUCCAAAGAGAGAAGAAUGAGUUUCCCACGUGCUGCAAUGAUGAUUAGUCAAAAGCGCAAAACACCAGAAAAUCUAAACAUAUUACCAAGUUUAAAGAGUCACGAGGAAGACGAAUUAUACACAGAAAUGGAAACAACUAGCGUUCAAGUUCACUUGGAUGAAUCGAUAAGUUACAUUAAUUCCAGACAAACACCCGGAAAGAGUAUUUUAAAACGUAUAAAAAUUGAAACUUAUGAAGCGGACGAUUCACGUUUAUUAAGAUCCACGCAAAAGGUGAAUUUUAACGAUAACGUUGAAUUGAAUGAAGUCGAAGUUGAUGAAGAAACGCAAAAUAAACAGAGUUUGGCUGCAAGUUUAGCCAGAAUCGAUAGUAUGAACUUCGAAGAUGAAUUUGUGCCAGAGGUGCAGAUUCAUGCUGAGAAAAAAUUGAAUUUCGAAGAUAUGAGCUUCAAUGAAAAUCCCAUUUCAGAUAAUGUCUUUGAGGAAACUAAAUCUAAUAAAGAGAAAACACCGGAUAUUAAUAUUAUUGCUCCAACACCAAAAUCAAAAAGAUUAUCCGAUGCUGAAAUAAUUGAAGAGAAUACAAGAAAAUUAAGAAGCAGAAAACCAAUUUUAGAUUCACAGAAUAGUAUCGAAAAAGUUAAAAACAAAGCAGUGACACCAAAAUCACCGAAAGAAAUUAAAAAGAGAAAAUUAAAUUCCACUUUAGAUGAUUCACUUGUCGAUAAAAUUAAAGAAAAGAAAACACCAAAAUCGCCGAGAUUAAUUAACAAGAGCAAAUUGAAUUCUGAUUUAGAGAAUUUACAUAUCGAUGAGACUAAAGAAAAUAAAUAUACACCAAAAUCGCCAAGAUUAAUUAACAAGAGUAAAUUAAAUGCCAAUUUAGAGAAUUUGAAUAUCGACGAGGCUAAAGAAAAGAUGACACGUAAAUCGCCAAGAAUAAUUAACAAAAGCAAAUUGAAUUCUGAUUUCGAGACUUCACUUGUCGAUGAAAUUAAAGAGAAAAAAACACCUAAAUCACCAAGAUCGAAUAAAAAGAUUAAAUUCAAUUCUGAUUUAGAGAAUUCACUUAUCGAUGAAAUUAAAGAGAAAAAAACACCCAUGUCACCAAGAUCUAUUAAAAAGAGUAAAUUCAAUUCCAGUGUAAAUCCUUCAAUCAUUGAACAGUCUCAUGAUGAUGUAAUUGAGGAUGAAGAUUUAUUCAGAAGGUCUCUAAGGAAUCGUACCAUAAUUGGUAAUUUAACUCCAAAAUCACAAAAAAAAUUAAAUAAAGAAAAUUCAGUUCCGGAUAAACUUGAAAAAUCACCUCAUGUAAAUGAUAACAAUUUUGAGUUGAAUAGCGAGAUUUCAAGUCAAUCGCCACUUGAUAGGGAAAAUAUUGUAAGGACUUCGAAAAGAAUUCUCCGAUCUCCUAUAUUGAAAUUAACAUCAUUUAAAAAGAGAAAGUCAAUUUUAACACCACGUCAACAACAAGUUACCGAAAAUGAAUCAGUACUUCAAGCAGAAGAAGAAUCAACAAGAAAAACGCCAAGGAAUAUGGGAAAAACUAAAGAAUUUGAUAAAAAAGUCACACCAAAAGUGAAAAAUGAAUUAGAAAGUCCAAUCGAAAAGUUUGUGAAACUAGCAAAAACUUUACAAAAAUUAGUCAAAACUCCAAUAAAUGCAUCAAAGAAAGCUAAAGUAUUAAGCGAUGAAACAGAGAACAUGGAAGUGGAUUUUGAAACUGAAUUAAAUCAACCUCUAAGCAGAAAAGGCAAAAAACUGAGAAAAACACCAAAAGCCGGUCAAAGAGAACAUGAUAGAGAAAAUCAGGAGGAGGAUUCUCCUUUCAAAAGGGAAUCUCUACAUUUAUCUUUGGUAAAAAGAAAUAAUUCCGAAACCAAAAAUCUUAGGAGAAGUUUAAAAAUUCCUGCAAAUGAAAUGCAUAGCGAGAAAGAAAACACUUCGCCGGGAAUAUUUAAACGUAAAUCAUUAAUCAGCAGUCCAAAGCCAAUUGAAACACCCAGUAAACGAAAAUCAAUUAAAAGAAGCAUGAGUUGUCAUGUUGCGGAAUGCCAAGUUGAUUUUACAACAACGCCCAAAUUACAACGUUGCAAUUCAAGCAGAAUAUCAAAAACACCUAGCAAUCGGCGUAGUAUUAAUCCAACGACCAGUGCAUCGCCUUAAAAUUAAGUCAUUUUUCAUGUGUACAUGUUUUUAUUUUAUUAAUUGAAUUUUUAUAUUUUUAUUAUUAUUAUUAAAGAUACAGGCCAAUUUUAUAACCUAAUGGUCACAAUCAAAAUAUAAUAAUAUUUAUUACAAUAAGUAUACCACUAUUUGCAUUAAAUGUAUGAACUCUUUUUAUAUAAAAAACAAUUUUUAAUACAGUGAUCGGAAUCACGGUAUAGAACUUAAUAAGUUUUUUUUACAAUUUAUUUUUAUAAAA